Molecule: messenger RNA, 2590 nt
Organism: Pisolithus orientalis
Lineage: Eukaryota; Fungi; Basidiomycota; Agaricomycetes; Boletales; Pisolithaceae
Product: kinase-like protein
Exons: 4
Coding region: 325-2247 (640 amino acids)
Biological process (GO): intracellular signal transduction; protein phosphorylation; negative regulation of glycogen biosynthetic process
Cellular component (GO): cytosol; nucleus; cytoplasm
Molecular function (GO): protein serine/threonine kinase activity; ATP binding
Source: RefSeq, a predicted model, not a curated record
CAACCUUACAGUCUUACACGGUGCUGUGAUGGGUCACUGCGUUGGGUGUCACCCACAAGACAGUUUGUCUUCCGUUCCCCAAAUGCUCGCUUUGAGCGUUACUCUCGGCAUUAGGCUCCACCGAUCAAUAACGGUCCCGUUUGAACUGCUACUUUGUGUUCCUUGCACUCCACAAUAUUAUGUCCAUCCCACCACAUUCAACAAGUGUGCCUUCCCCGGUGUUUUUCUGGAUUACCAUUGUCGCACCGCCCGAAGCGCUGGUGGCGAUUGGUGCUGUGAUUGCUGGUUUGGGCACGAUUGAAAUGAGUUUCAGAACGUGAUAUAAUGGCAGGGAUGAGCGUGAGAAUCGAUGAUGGGGUACUGGUGAAAUCAAAAAGCCCACCGCCAUCGCAUCCUCUCUCGCUGUGGACGUCCUUGGCUUCUGCUUUCCCCCCCCUGCGCGCGUGCCAGUUUAUAACUCAAGCCUUCAUGCUGGCCGAGUCUACUUUCGACCGGACUUUUGAUGAUGAUGACUGGCUUGCCCCCGCUCCAUCCAAAUUGCACAGGACAGCAAGCGUCGGCAAUAGCUGGGGUGUUACCUACGUAGGGCGUGGUUUCGGUUGGAGUACGAAGGACGACGAUCAUACGGAAGAUAUCCCCAGCCUAGAUCCCCACGCGCUGCCCGACGAGUCGCUGAAAAGCGAACCUGUUAGUUCAUCCAGCUCAGUGCAACGAUCACCGGUAGCUUCUCCCGUGCUGAUCGUACCCUCGUCCUCUCAACCAUCUCGUCCCGCCGACCUCGGACCGCUGAUCAUACAGCCUUCGCCGUCGGCUCCGCAAUUCUUCGCAUCGUCCCCAGUGGCAGACUCUCCAGCUUCCUUCCAGGCUCCUUCCUCCCUCAGAUCUCACAGUCCCUUGUCUACCUAUCAUUCGAAUGCACCCAAUGCACGCCGCCCCUCUCUUUCGCGAUCUCCCACUCUCCCGCGCCCCCGACGGCGGUCCUCGCAGCAGCGUGUCUCUCUCAUAGCCGGACGGGUCUCCAUUGCACCUAUCGAACCACAUUCUCCUCUUCCAAUGCCACAGAUACUACAUCGCACGGGUAGCUCCACAAACUUGCUCUCGUCUGUGGCUAGUACAAGGGCUCCUUCGCCUGUGCACGAUAUAGUUCCAAGUAAAAAAACGAUAUCAGAUUUCUUCAUUGUCGGAGAUUUAGGCCGAGGUGCUUAUGGACUUGUCAAACGAGCGCGAGAAUGCAACUCAGAUGGAUCGUUUGGGCAACUUGUAGUAAUAAAGCAGAUCAUCAAAUCUCGGAUUCUCGCUGAUUGUUGGAAACGCCAUCACAAGUAUGGCACCAUACCGAUAGAGAUCUUUGUCAUGUCCGUCAUAUCAUCCACAUCGUACGAGCUUCCUCCCGUUCGUCCAUGGAAUCCGGGUCGCCGGCACCACUGCCCACCUAAGACCGGGGAAAACGAAUACUGGGAAGAGGGAAGGAUUGUCAAAGGACAUCCAAACAUAUGUCCUAUACUGGAUUUCUUUGAGGAUAACCACUAUUACUAUCUCGUUCUGCCUUCGACCGUACCCGAACGCCUUCCAGAGCAAUCGCCACCUCCAACUGACCUGUUUGAUUUAGUCGAAGCCUACCCGGAAGGCCUUCCCCCGGGCCACAUUCGCAGUUACUUGGGCCAACUCGCUGAUGCGCUGUGUUUCCUGCAUUCCCACGGCAUAGUGCAUCGCGAUGUCAAGGACGAAAACGUCGUCCUUGGACCAGAUGGGACCUGUGUUCUGAUUGAUUUUGGCAGCUCUGGGUUGGUCAGAAAGAAUGGUUGGGAUACAUUUAGUGGGACUCUGGAUUAUGCCGGCCCCGAAAUUCUGCGAGGCGAACGUUACUACGGAAAGGAGCAAGAUGUUUGGGCCUUUGGGGUCGUUGCAUACGUUCUUCUCGUCGGAGAGUGCCCAUUCCACACGGCAGCGCAAGCGCAAGAAGGCUUGGAAUCACCUUUCUCGGAUGCCUUCAUUGCGUUGGACGAUCGAUGCGGCGAUGAAAAGCAGAGAGCAGGUGAAGAAGAGGAUGGGGGCGGAGCGCUAGGGGAUGCUGCGGUGCUGGUAAGGGCAUGCCUGCGGGUGGAUGUGCAAGCUCGGCCGACAUUCGAAAAUAUACUUCAAUGUCGAUUCCUGCGCGGUUAUGAUGGGUGGGGGAUGAAGAGUCCCUAUGGGAGUCAACAACCGCUCUCACCAAAGCCAGGUGCGUUUCCUGCAUGUGUCAGCUGAUUGGAAGCAACGGGUAGGAAUGUCCCCUAUAAACUGUUACCUGAUUGCAUGGGAUAGAAUGUCAUUGGUUGUCCGUAUUAAUUUCAAGCCGCUUUGCACCUGUUUGGUUGAUAGUAUGUAUUUAUCACACCACCACCCUGUCGGCCUCGUAUCAAGCUUGCAUCUACAUUACAAUCGUCACAUCAUGUCUUACUGUUACUUGUUGUAGCUAGCAUCACAGCCACAUCGAAGGAGUCAUUCAUCGCUUACUAAGCAUCUCGGGUGGCGCCGAGCGGAGUUGAAGAGUUAUGUCAGUUUAUCAUCAAAAAAUCGAUGUCGAUAAAAUUUUUCGAUGCGGAAAGGG